CCCCCGCCGCUCGGCGCACUCCGCGUCGGGGCCUCCUGCUCCGCGCUCCCGCGAACCGCUCACUUGCCAGCCCUUCGCCCCCGGGAAGAAGAAACAUUUCCCCGGAGCGCACUCCUCAGCCCUCCCUCUCCCUCUCCUCUCCCCCCACCCGCCCCCCCAGCCCGGCCCUCCCCUCCCCCUGCCUCCUCUCUCGGGGGAGGGGGGCUGCCGCCCGGGAUUGCAGGCCAUUGAUUUGUAUGGUUUGGUCCCCGCGCCGGAGGCUGCCCCAGCCGCCCGCGCCGGAGCCGCCGCGGCCCGUGGAGUUGCCUCCCUGCUGCCCGAGGGUGGUGGUGCGGCUCCACCAAACAUGUCGGCUCCGGUCGGGCCCCGGGGCCGCCCGGCUCCCACCCCGGCGGCCGCGCAGCCGCCUCCUCCUCCUCCUCCUCCUCCGCAGCCCGAGAUGCCGGACCUCAGCCACCUCACGGAGGAGGAGAGGAAGAUCAUCCUGGCCGUCAUGGAUCGCCAGAAGAAAGAAGAGGAGAAGGAGCAGUCCGUGCUCAAGAUCAAAGAAGAGCACAAACCGCAGCCGACACAGUGGUUUCCCUUUAGUGGGAUCACUGAACUGGUAAAUAACGUUCUUCAGCCCCAGCAAAAACAACAAAAUGAAAAGGAGCCCCAGACAAAACUGCAUCAACAGUUUGAAAUGUACAAGGAACAAGUCAAGAAGAUGGGAGAAGAAUCGCAGCAGCAGCAAGAACAGAAGGGUGACGCCCCAACCUGUGGGAUCUGCCACAAGACGAAGUUUGCUGACGGAUGCGGCCAUAACUGUUCUUAUUGCCAAACGAAGUUCUGCGCUCGGUGUGGGGGUCGAGUGUCAUUACGCUCAAACAAGGAGGACAAAGUGGUUAUGUGGGUGUGUAAUUUGUGCCGAAAACAACAAGAGAUCCUCACUAAAUCAGGAGCGUGGUUUUAUAAUAGUGGGUCAACUCCAUCACAGCAGCCCGAUCAAAAGGUUCUUCGAGGGCUUCGAAAUGAGGAGGCACCUCAGGAGAAGAAAGCGAAACUCCACGAGCAGACCCAGUUCCAAGGACCCUCAGGUGACUUACCUGUCCCUGCAGUGGAGAAAGCUCGCUCUCAUGGCCUCACAAGACAGGAUUCUAUUAAAAACGGAUCCGGAGUGAGGCACCUGAUUGCCAGUGAUGUCCCUUCUGACAGGAAAAGAAGUCCAUCACUGUCCCGGGAUCAAAAUCGAAGAUACGACCAGAGUGAAGAGAGAGAGGAGUAUCCACAGUAUGUUCCUUCAGAUAGCACAAUGCCUAGAUCGCCAUCAGAUUAUGCUGAUAGACGAUCUCAACGGGAACCUCAGUUUUAUGAAGAACCUGACCAUUUAAAUUAUAGGGAUUCUAACAGGAGAGGCCGUAGACAUUCCAAAGAGUAUCUUGUAGACGACGAGGAUGUGGAGAGCAGAGAUGAAUAUGAAAGGCAGAGGAGGGAGGAGGAGUACCAGGCUCGCUACAGAAGCGAUCCGAAUUUGGCCCGGUAUCCGGUCAAGCCACAACCCUAUGAAGAACAAAUGCGGAUCCACGCUGAAGUGUCCCGAGCACGACACGAGAGAAGGCACAGUGAUGUGUCUUUGGCAAACGCUGAACUCGAAGAUUCCAGGAUUUCUCUGCUAAGGAUGGAUCGACCCUCAAGGCAGAGAUCUGUAUCUGAACGUAGAGCUGCGAUGGAGAGUCAACGCUCUUAUUCUAUGGAAAGAACUCGAGAGGCUCAGGGGCAAAGUUCUUAUCCACAAAGGACCACAAACCACAGUCCCCCAACCCCCCGGAGGAGCCCUAUCCCGGUCGAUAGACUGGACACCAGGCGAGCUGACUCCCCGCGGAAGCACCACCACUUAGAUCCCAGCUCUGCUGUCAGGAAAACCAAACGGGAGAAAAUGGAGACCAUGCUUAGAAACGAUUCUCUGAGCUCAGACCAGUCGGAGUCAGUGAGGCCCCCUCCGCCGCGGCCUCACAAAUCCAAGAAAGGAGGUAAAAUGCGCCAGGUUUCCCUGAGCAGCUCUGAGGAGGAGUUGGCGUCCACACCUGAGUACACGAGCUGUGACGAUGUUGAGAUUGAGAGCGAGAGUGUGAGCGAGAAAGGGGACAGUCAAAAGGGAAAAAGAAAAACUAGUGAGCAGGGAGUUUGGUCGGAUUCUAACACCAGGUCUGGGAGACAAAGGAAAAUGAUGUACUGUGGUGGCCACUCUUUGGAAGAGGAUUUGGAAUGGUCUGAGCCUCAGAUUAAGGACUCUGGGGUAGAUACCUGUAGUAGCACCACUCUUAACGAGGAGCAGAGCCAUGGUGAGAAGCACCCUGUGACCUGGCAGCCAUCCAAAGAUGGAGAUCGCCUGAUUGGUCGUAUUUUAUUAAAUAAGCGUUUGAAAGACGGGAGUGUGCCUCGAGAUACAGGAGCAAUGCUGGGUUUAAAGGUUGUAGGAGGAAAGAUGACUGAAUCAGGUCGGCUUUGUGCAUUCAUUACCAAAGUAAAAAAAGGAAGUUUAGCUGAUACUGUUGGACAUCUUAGACCAGGUGAUGAAGUACUAGAAUGGAAUGGGCGCCUAUUGCAAGGAGCCACAUUUGAGGAAGUUUACAACAUUAUUCUAGAAUCCAAACCUGAACCACAGGUUGAGCUUGUUGUAUCAAGGCCAAUUGGAGAUAUCCCUAGAAUACCCGAGAGCACACAUGCACAACUGGAAUCCAGUUCUAGCUCAUUUGAAUCUCAAAAAAUGGAUCGUCCUUCUAUAUCUGUUACCUCUCCCAUGAGUCCUGGGAUGCUGAGGGAUGUCCCGCAGUUCUUGUCUGGACAGCUUUCAAGCCAAAGCCUUAGUAGAAGAACAACGCCUUUUGUUCCUAGGGUUCAGAUAAAGCUAUGGUUUGACAAGGUUGGUCACCAGUUGAUAGUUACAAUCUUGGGAGCAAAGGAUCUCCCUUCCAGGGAAGACGGGAGGCCAAGGAAUCCUUACGUUAAAAUUUACUUUCUUCCAGACAGAAGUGAUAAAAACAAGAGAAGAACAAAAACAGUAAAGAAAACAUUGGAACCCAAAUGGAACCAGACCUUCAUUUACUCUCCUGUCCACCGAAGAGAAUUCCGGGAACGGAUGCUUGAAAUCACCCUUUGGGAUCAAGCUAGAGUUCGCGAAGAAGAGAGUGAAUUCCUAGGAGAGAUUUUAAUAGAAUUGGAAACAGCUCUGUUGGAUGAUGAACCACAUUGGUACAAACUGCAGACCCAUGACGUCUCUUCCUUGCCCCUCCCUCACCCCUCUCCAUAUUUGCCACGAAGACAGCUCCAUGGAGAGAGCCCAACACGCAGGUUACAAAAUAAAGCCUUAUGUUCAUGUAAUUCAGGGUCGAAGAGAGUGAGCGACAGUGAGGUCUCUGACUACGAUUGUGACGAUGGUGUUGGUGUAGUAUCAGAUUACCGGCACAAUGGUCGCGAUCUUCAAAGCUCCACCUUGUCAGUGCCAGAACAAGUAAUGUCCUCAAACCAUUGUUCACCAUCAGGGUCUCCACACCGGGUAGAUGCUAUAGGAAGGACUAGAUCAUGGUCACCAAGUGUCCCUCCUCCACAAAGCAGGAAUGUAGAACAGGGGCUUCGAGGGACACGUGCUCCUGGUCAUUACAAUACAAUUAGCCGAAUGGACAGACACCGUGUCACGGAUGACCAUUAUUCUCCAGAUAGAGACAGUCAUUUUCUUACUCUACCUCGCUCCAGAUACAGUCAGACCAUUGAGCAUCAUCACAGGGAUGGAAGGGAUUGUGAAGCAGCAGAUAGACAGCCAUAUCACAGAUCCAGAUCAACAGAACAGCGGCCUCUCCUAGAGCGGACCACCACCCGCUCCAGAUCCUCUGAACGUCCUGAUACAAACCUCAUGAGGUCGAUGCCUUCAUUAAUGACUGGAAGAUCUGCCCCUCCUUCACCUGCCUUAUCGAGGUCUCACCCUCGGACCGGGUCUGUCCAGACAAGCCCAUCAAGUACUCCUGUAGCAGGACGAAGGGGCCGGCAGCUGCCACAGCUCCCACCAAAGGGAACACUGGAGAGAAAAGAAGUGGAUUCCACAAGGAAAAGAUAUACAGGUGCUAUGGAUAUAGAGGAGAGAAAUCGCCAAAUGAAAAUUAACAAAUACAAACAGGUAGCCGGAUCAGAUCCCAGACUGGAACAAGAUUACCAUUCGAAGUAUCGAUCGGGAUGGGAUCCACAUAGAGGGGCAGACACUGUCUCCACUAAAUCCUCGGACAGUGAUGUAAGUGAUGUGUCUGCGCUUUCCAGGACUAGUAGUGCCUCUCGUUUCAGCAGUACGAGCCACAUGUCCGUCCAGUCAGAGCGGCCGCGGGGAGACCGGAGAAUCAGUGUGUUUCCAUCCAAAAUGCAAAGCAGACAGAUGGGCGUGUCAGGGAAGAACAUGACCAAAAGCACGAGCAUCAGUGGAGACAUGUGCUCCCUCGAGAAGAAUGAUGGCAGCCAGUCGGACACCGCAGUGGGCACCUUGGGUACCGGUGGCAAGAAGCGACGCUCUAGCAUUGGGGCCAAAAUGGUAGCUAUUGUUGGUCUCUCCCGGAAGAGUCGCAGUGCGUCUCAACUCAGCCAAACCGAAGCAGGAGGUAAAAAGCUACGGAGCACGGUCCAGAGAAGCACAGAAACCGGCCUGGCAGUGGAGAUGAGGAACUGGAUGACGCGGCAGGCCAGCCGGGAGUCCACGGACGGCAGCAUGAACAGCUACAGCUCGGAAGGAAACCUGAUUUUCCCUGGUGUCCGCCUGGCCUCCGACAGCCAGUUCAGCGAUUUCCUUGAUGGCCUGGGCCCUGCUCAGCUAGUGGGCCGCCAGACCCUGGCCACUCCUGCAAUGGGUGACAUCCAGGUGGGGAUGAUGGACAAAAAAGGACAGUUGGAGGUGGAAAUCAUUCGGGCUCGAGGCCUUGUUGUCAAACCAGGUUCCAAGACACUGCCAGCACCGUACGUCAAGGUGUAUCUGUUAGACAACGGAGUCUGCAUAGCCAAGAAGAAGACGAAGGUGGCGAGGAAGACCCUGGAGCCCCUGUAUCAGCAGCUCUUGUCCUUCGAGGAGAGCCCCCAGGGGAAGGUGUUACAGAUCAUUGUCUGGGGAGAUUAUGGCCGCAUGGACCACAAAUCCUUUAUGGGAGUGGCACAGAUACUUUUAGACGAACUAGAACUAUCCAAUAUGGUGAUUGGAUGGUUCAAACUCUUCCCGCCUUCCUCCCUAGUAGAUCCAACCUUGGCACCUCUGACAAGAAGAGCUUCCCAAUCGUCUCUGGAAAGUUCUACUGGACCUUCUUACUCUCGUUCAUAGCAACUAUAAAACUGUUGUCACAACAACCAGCGAUACAGAAACAGGAGAAAAUGCACAGGUCGAAACCCCUGGUAACACUGCAUGCUUGAUGUUGUGUCUUUGGAGCCCACGUCUAGGGAUACAAAGCGAUCCUGUGUUCUCAGAGGAAGUCGUACACAUUGUGCCCUAGCGAAGGCCCUCAGGUCGAAGAGCAGAGCUGUGAAGAACUGUCAGGUUUGGAGUUCAGUGACACUCAGUUCCGGUCCAAUCUGAAGCCAUGGAUUAAUCUCAAAGAAUCAGUCAGCCCUUUUCAAUGGCACCUUUAUAUUUUUAUCGUUUUUCUUCAUUUGUCUGACCCCAAAGCCUGUUAGGCCACAGAAAUGGAGCUCUACAGCCAUUAAGCCACACUACAGGCCAAGAAGCAAAGUCCUAGGAAGCGUCAGGUGAAAAGCAAGAGACCAAAGACGUGGUCAGGAGCAAAGUUGGCCACCGCUCCCAAGGGGGCUCCGGCAGGGAGACUGGUAGACUCUGGGAAGCCCCAGGAGGCAUGGCAUUCACUAAUGCCGAGAUGUGUUGGAUUCUGAAAUCAAAAUUCUGGGACUGCACUGUACUGAAUGAAAUUAAAGAAACUUUUUUUUGCAUGGACACAGAUUAGCUGAAUAUUUAAAUUAUUUUCUCGGGGCUGCAACUUGCAAAAAAAAUAAUAAUAAAAUAAAAUAAAAAUCAGCCAUUUUCAACAAUUUAUAUUAUUUUUAAAAGUAAAUUUCACUAGUGCAUGGUUUUAAAAUGGGAGAGAAUGCAACAGGGUGAUACAAAGACACACCAUGUUUAUUCUUUAAUCAUAGUCUGUGUUUUGGCAGACAUUACAAAUGAAAAUACUUUCUAGCAGAUACUUAAAAUCCUCUUUAUGUGACAAUAAGUAUAAUAUAUUCAAUUUAUUUCCAUGUUAAAUAUACAGAUCUUAUGAAGUUCACUAUGUGCAAAUUUUUCACAUCUUUCCUCUUCUCUAUCUCACUUUUCUUCCCACUUUGAACCUUUGUUUCCUUCUCUCUUCCUGAGUGAACCCCCAUACUAAAAUACUACAAAUCGUUCACCUGGCCCUCUGAUGCCCCAUAUUUGAUUCAGAGCACAGAUGCGUCUGAAUUUAUGGAUUUCUCAAAUCUGUCCGAGAGCUUUCUUUAUUUCAAGCAUGUUGAAAGGAUUUUGCAACAUGACUUGGGACAUAAGCAAGUCAGCACGUAUUUGACAAAGAAGAUAUUUGAACAUUUGCAGUUUAUUGUACAGUGCAUGGUAAUUUUUUUUCACCUUAAAAAUUCAGUUUACAGGAAAAUCCUAAAAUCACGUGGCAUUGUAAUGUCUAACAAAUUUGUUUUUAGCACCAGCAUUAUUCAUACAGGGGGUUAAGUAUUAUUUGUAGGUCUUAGGUUUUGUUUGUUUUUUAAUUUGUUAAAGCAAUUUCGUUAGCUGAUUUCCAUUUACUAUGUGAAUAGAAACACUGCUAAAUAUGUGGAGCCCUGAAACACAGGGCUGUUUAUUAAUUCAUUUUUCUGUAGUAAAAUUCAAUUUUUCACAAAUUAUAUUUCUAAAGAAAUAUAGUAAACAUAAAUUUGCAACAAUUUUAAAGCUCCAAUUUUUAGAUGACUCGAAGAACGUCAAUAUGCCUCUUAACAGUUAUUUGACGCCGUCACCAAAAGUCUACAUGCAGACCCUCAAGUCAAAACCCCACGUGCGUGCGGUUCACGGGCAGUUUUUACCUUUAGUGACGCUGCAAGGUCCAGUUUCUCUCCAGGUCCCUACUGAGAGGAAAUGUCACUGGUCAAUGUAACAAACCACUCAUCCUUUCUGUUCCUCACAUGUGCUUUGAUUACACAUCCUUAAAGAUUGCUUUUAUCUCCUUGCAAUAAUUUUUGAAAUCCAUCUACAUCCCGUUUGUUUAAAUGGAGGCCAUGCACACACAAAAAAAAUAUUUUCUUUGUUUCUCUUUUUGAAUUCAAUGCUGACCAUUGAAAACUGUCAUGCUUGAUAUGGUGCAAAAGUUAAAAUGAGCUAUCACUCAAAAUGCCUUCUCUUUAUGUGGUGCAACAUGAACUACACCAAGACCGUGUCUUGAUUUUCUGAGACCUAUGGCAGACCCAGGCGAAGGUGAGACAAGAAGGAACAUAAUGCUAUGAGAUACUUUCGACACCUGCGUACCAGCAGCGAUUUGGUUUAAGAGACCUGUAGCGUCUUUGUUCUCCCUUAGGCUAGACAUUCACUAUGUUCCUGACACUAAAAUGAGUCACAGAAUCUUUUCUGCAUAUUCCUAUACAAAUUAUUUCUAAUUUUACUAAGAAAGACAUGACUGUGGAAUAUUUGUACAUACUUGUCAUUAUGCAGUAUUUAUUUAAAAGUUGGUGUACCUUUUUUUCAUUUUCACAUGUCUGCACCUCGACUUGUGGUUCCGUCGUGUAAAUAGCACAUGCCAGUGACCGUUGCUGCCCUGUACAUACAAUGUUUUCAAGUAAAGGGAAUUCCAGUUGGGGAAAAAUGGGGGGAGGGCAGAUUAGGCCUGUAACAAACACCGACUGAUGUCAAUCAAAUUCAUUCUGGUGAUGGUAUUUAACACUUUAAAUAAACCAUUUUCUUUACA
Peromyscus maniculatus bairdii (prairie deer mouse) is the source of this 7934-nucleotide messenger RNA. NCBI's taxonomy places the organism in Eukaryota, Metazoa, Chordata, Mammalia, Rodentia, Cricetidae. The record is from RefSeq and is a predicted model, not a curated record.